Molecule: messenger RNA, 954 nt
Organism: Fonsecaea nubica
Lineage: Eukaryota; Fungi; Ascomycota; Eurotiomycetes; Chaetothyriales; Herpotrichiellaceae
Exons: 1
Coding region: 1-954 (317 amino acids)
Cellular component (GO): nucleus
Source: RefSeq, a predicted model, not a curated record
AUGUCUGUGAAUAUGCAGACCAGCAACAGGUUGCUGUGCAUCGUCAAGACCAUCUCGAGAAAGUCUCGCGCAUCAUCUCGCCGUGCACAUACCAUUUCGUACAUUCCACCACCGAAACCGCACGUUCCAGUCAUGCCUUUGUUGAUGCCCACUACACGACCGAUACCCGCCUCCCUGAGGACGUUUCUGCCCCAAAGUUGCAACACCCACAAGCGACGGAGAUAUUCCUCCCAGACACACGCACGCGCGCCAGACACCAAUAGCCCGAGCGCACAGGCAUCAACAAGAGGGAAAGGCGUACCGCAAUACAAUGGGGCAAGAUCGAUUGGAGGGUACGACCGCAAAAGUGAUAGAGAGGGACAAUAUGAGGACGAAGGAAUGGUCGUGAUAUCUUCAAGGGCUCAUUUCCGAGACAGACACGGGCGUCCGUGGUCGAAAUUUUCUGACGAGGGUCACGCCGACACAGACGCGGGUGUGGGUAUCGGUGCCUCUUCAAAACCCAGAAGGAAACCGCGUUUAGAGUUGCGAGACUUGAACGUGAAGCCGCGGAAGAAGCUUGAGCCCUGGCAGACCCAAAAGGUCAGUCUCUCGAAGAAAUUUGGUGAUGAAGGAUGGAACCCGCGGAAGCGACUCUCGCCGGAUGCGAUGGAUGGGAUCCGUACUCUCCACGAAGAAGAUCCAGAGCGAUGGUCCACACCACUUCUUGCACAACAUUUCAAGGUGUCUCCAGAGGCAAUCCGGAGGAUAUUGAAGAGUAAAUGGCGACCAAAGGAUGAAGUUGAGAUGGAGAAAAGGAGAGAAAGAUGGGCAAAGCGGCACGAUCGGAUCUGGGACCAUCAAUCUGAGCUUGGGUUGAGACCAAAGAGGACGAAGGACAGGGAGAUGGAGGAUCCAGAUGCCUUUGACGAGGAGCUGAGAGCAAAGGAGAUGCUGGAGAAUGCACGGAAAGCAUGA